Fusarium keratoplasticum is the source of this 1692-nucleotide messenger RNA. RefSeq names its product UmuC domain-containing protein. The transcript has 3 exons. Gene Ontology annotation, biological process: translesion synthesis. Lineage: Eukaryota; Fungi; Ascomycota; Sordariomycetes; Hypocreales; Nectriaceae. Gene Ontology annotation, molecular function: DNA-directed DNA polymerase activity; damaged DNA binding. The record is from RefSeq and is a predicted model, not a curated record. Bases 1 to 1692 code for a protein of 563 amino acids.
AUGGAGACUCCGAAUAAAAAAAGGCCUCGAUGGAACAGCGACCGAGUCAUUUUACAAUUCGACUACGACUGCUUCUACGCCCAGGUCUUUGAGAACAAAAACCCGGCACUCAAGAAGUUACCGGUGGGCGUCAAGCAGAAGAAUUGCCUGGCGACAUGCAACUACAAUGCUCGUGCCCUUGGCCUCAAGAAGCUUAUGUCGGUUUCCGAGGCCAAGCGUGUGUGCCCGGAGCUUGUCCUGAUGGAUGGUGAGGAUCUCACGCCAUUCCGCGAUACGAGCAAAAUUCUCUUCAACUAUUUCAAGACCUUUUCGUGGAAUCACAAGGUUGAGCGCCUUGGGUUUGAUGAGAUCUUCAUGGAUGUCACAGAUAUCGUCGAAUACAACCUGUUUUGCCUCAACAAGGCAUCCCUAGCAAACUCGUUCUUUUGCCUUUCGAAAAAAGAUCCGGAGCGGGGCUUUCAGUGCGAUCUGACUAGCAUCGCGGGCUGUGUCCAGGACACAGCCUCCCAGGACCUUGACACUGAGAGUCCCGCUUACCUGCGCCUCCUCCUGGGCUCGCAUCUUGCCCAAUUCUUGCGUCUCCAAAUAGAAGAGAAAUUUGGGUUUACAUCAACUUGCGGCAUAGCAUCCAACAAGAUGCUCAGCAAGCUCGUGGGUGGCAAGAAUAAGCCCAGGAACCAGACGACGCUGCUGGCCUUGACCCAGGACGAGGCCAUCGCAUUUCUGGAUGACCAUAAACUUAGAAAGAUACCUGGUCUGGGUUUCAAAACUGUCGAAGUUCUGGGGGGUCAUGUGGGUGCUGACAUGAGUGAGGCCAUCUCAGAAAUGCCGGAAUUGCGAGACGUGCCUGUAACUGUAGGCCAAGUCCGGCUUCAUCCCAACAUCUCACCUGGGACAAUAGAGACUCUACUCAUGGGCCCCGGUGCCGAAAGGGGCGUAGGAUCUAGAAUAUGGGGUUUGCUUCACGGUGUCGACCCGACUGAGGUCAAGGAGGCUAGCGACAUGCCAAGCCAGAUCAGUAUCGAGGACACCUAUAAAGGCCUGGAAACCAUCCCGCAGAUUGCAGAAGAGCUCCACAAGCUAUCUUGCUCGCUGGUUAGGAGAAUGAGGGUGGACCUGCUGGUUCCCGAUCAGAACUCUGACGUUCCGGGUUCUCAAAGAUGGAUCGCUCGGCCAAAGACGCUGCGGCUCUCGGUCAGAUCCUGGGCACAACUACAAUCAGCUCAAAGCCACAACUCCGGACGGGUUUCUAGAUCGUCACCCCUUCCCAGUUUUGUCUUUGAUGUUAAAGAUGACAUCGACCGCAUUGCGGAGCGGCUCGUUUCGGAGGCUCUGCUACCGCUUCUGCGGCGCCUUUCGCCGGAAAAGGGGCAUCGGUGGAACUUGCAGAUGCUCAAUAUUUGCGUGGCGAAUAUGGUGGCUGGUGCGGCGGACGACAAGACGGGAGCAGGCAGGGACAUCUCUGCCAUGUUUAGGCGUCAGGAUGAAGUGCUGAGGCCGUUCCAGGUAAUUCCAGAUCAGGAGGAUAAGGUAGAGGAGCCUGCGAGAUCGGAGGACGAGUGUGACAACGGCGAUGAGGAGGCGACGGGUUGGAGCAUGGAGGAGAAUGUUUCAUGUCCUAUUUGUGGACAUGCGAUCCCCCCGUUUGCUGUAGCAGCGCACCAGAGAUACCACGAAAUGGGAGAAGAAUGA